Messenger RNA from Branchiostoma floridae (Florida lancelet), 1227 nucleotides. Its product is annotated as smoothened homolog. The record is from RefSeq and is a predicted model, not a curated record. NCBI's taxonomy places the organism in Eukaryota, Metazoa, Chordata, Leptocardii, Amphioxiformes, Branchiostomatidae. Gene Ontology annotation, cellular component: cilium; dendrite; plasma membrane. Gene Ontology annotation, biological process: central nervous system development; smoothened signaling pathway; positive regulation of smoothened signaling pathway. Gene Ontology annotation, molecular function: transmembrane signaling receptor activity; patched binding.
CAGGUGGAUGGUGACUCCUUGAGUGGUAUUUGCUUCGUGGGUUACCAGAACCAUGAAUAUCGUGCUGGGUUCCUGCUGGCACCAGUAGCCGUGGUAUUAGCCAGCGGGCUGUGGUUCCUGGGCAAUGGAAUGUUCACCUUGGUGAAGAUACAGAUUGACAACCCAGACAUCCUCAGUAGCAGGGCCUCCACCAAGAUCAAGGAGACAAUAGUCCGACUAGGAAUUUUUGCCUUUCUUGCCCUUGGGUUUGUGUUCAUCACAUUUGCCUGCCACGUGUACGAGUUCUCCAACCAUGCAGAGUGGGAGCAGAGUUUCAGAGAUUACAUCAGGUGUGAGGCAAACGUGACAAUAGCAGAGCAGCUGUCCAACCAGCCCAUCCCGGAGUGCUCCAUGAAGAGUCGGCCAAGUCUCAUCAUCAUGGAGAUUCACUUGUUCGCCUUCUUUGGUGCAGGUAUUACAAUGAGUACCUGGGUCUGGACUAAAGCCACCUUUGCAACCUGGAAGAGAUUCUGGAAGAGGAUCACAGGAAAGGCAGGUGAUGAGCCCAGAAGGUUACAUAAAACCAGGAUGAUAGCCAAGGCUUUUGCCCGACGAAGAGAACUGCAAGAUGGUGACCAGGCUGAGCGCCUGUCCUACAGCUUCCAGACAGUCUCCCAUGAUGACCCUGUCGGGAUAAACCUGAACCUGGAUAAGGAAGAAGACCAGGAGCAGCCGAGUGACUCCAAUGAGAAACCUCAGAACUUUGCCAAAGCUGUGCCCAAGCUGGUGGCCCGGAGAGGAGCCAUCGUACCCCGCAUGCCACAGGCACUGGCAGGUAGGACUUUUCUUUUGUUUUUACGAUAUUGGAAUAAGUUCACUAGUCAUUGCCUUUUUACCUUGUACAAUGUAUGAUAUCUAAUAUUAUGCAAUGUCAUUUAUACAUUAAUAUAUCAAUGUUUGAUACGACACUUGGCACAAUAAUGAACUAUUUAAAGACCAAGAAGUGUGCAAAGUUUGAAUCCUCUCAGUAGCUGACUUUUAUCGGCCCACCCUUGUUCCAGGACGCUGACGACCGCUCUCAUACCUGACUUCACCCCAGGAAUGAAAAAAGAAAAACUGAUUGGAUUUCAAAAGUGAAAAUAGGCAUGUGACUUAACGAGGAAUGUAGCUUGAUACGUUGGCAGGUUCAUUUUUUUCCAAAGCUACAUGUGAGUUAUGGAUAUCAAUAAUUACACGUAAAUUGAGCCU